Molecule: messenger RNA, 979 nt
Organism: Sclerotinia trifoliorum
Lineage: Eukaryota; Fungi; Ascomycota; Leotiomycetes; Helotiales; Sclerotiniaceae
Source: the annotation of a GenBank genome assembly
UAUAUUGUCGGCCAACACUAUAUAGUGUUGGUCUUGCAGAUCCGAUUUUUUGCUUAUUCUGAGUAUUUAUUUUGGCACAGCCAACUUCAAAACGCAGCAUGAGUGGUUGUGUUCAAAUCUCUUAUUAAACUAUUCAUGUAAUUUCCGCGAUAGCAAAUGUAUAUAAAGUCUUUGUUCAUCCCACAUAAUAUCAUAUCACCCUUCAGCUCACUUAUACAUUAAGAUCAUUUCUAUUACUCUAAGGUGUCCACUCAUCUUCCGUGCUUCGAAUUCACAACACCAGAACACCAUUUAUUGUACCUCAGCGAUCAUGCACUUCUCUACCCCAAUCACUCUUCUCGCUGCCUUCUGCACUUUAGCUACAGCUAUGCCAGCAGCCCUUGCAGCUACCGAGACAGCACCAGUUAUUACACCAACAGUAACCCCACAUAGAAUAACGCCCAACGCCAACGAAGCAAUCGUCAACGCUUAUUCUGGAAGUUCUUGCGACGGAACCUCAACUUCAUUCAAUAUCGCCGGCUCUGGAGCACAUUCAUGCGCCCCCGUUACCAAUGUGCGCUCCAUUGCAGUCUCACAGAAGUAAGUUGCACAAAUUGUUGAUUUCGAUUGAAGGCUAAUAGUGUAUAGCAAAUGCGCAACUUACGUUUGGUCUGGAAACAACUGUGAAGGGAGCAGUACUCAUAUUAGCGGCAAUUCAUGCUUCAGUGUUUUGUUCGCCUCGGUCUCUGUUCAAUGCUAGAUCUAAAUUGUGUAUGCUUGUGGUCUUAGAAAUUAAAAUAGUUUUGUUUGUGGUAGAAGUGUCUCAACUCUUGCUGCCAAUGGCCUAUUCCCAGUUCGAGGAGGAUGGAAAACUUCAUUUGUUUGCAGAUCGUUAAGGCCCGGUAGCCCCCAAAAUCCUGUAUAUAUGGAGUGGCUAUCCGUACCAAUUUAUAUUCUUCAUUAUCUAUAGAUUCCAAAUCAAAUACAACAAUUGGUUUCU